AUGUCCUACCAUAUGUGCUGCGAUAUUUUCAAUAACCCCAACACCUUUCUUCCAACUGGCUUACAUCCUGCCGGGCAGAACAAGCCUUUCCCCGGCAGCGGUUUCCCCAGCGGUGGCUUCCCCAACGGCGGCUUCCCCAACGGUGGCUUCCCCAACGGCGGCUUCCCCAGCGGUGGCUUCCCCAACGGCGGCUUCCCCAACGGUGGCUUCCCCAGUGGCGGCUUCCCCAAGCCGUCCACUGCUGGCGCCGGCGCUGCUCACAGCGCUGAGAACUGCAACGGCGGCAAGAAGAACAAGCGCGGCCGCCUUGCUUUCCGCAACUCUCUUCGCAACUAA
Molecule: messenger RNA, 336 nt
Organism: Exserohilum turcica Et28A
Lineage: Eukaryota; Fungi; Ascomycota; Dothideomycetes; Pleosporales; Pleosporaceae
Exons: 2
Coding region: 1-336 (111 amino acids)
Source: RefSeq, a predicted model, not a curated record